AAUGGGUCCCCAAUAAUCGUAGAAUGUAUUAUAGGGCUGUCGCUGAAGACGUAAGCCUUAGCGUUUAUUAACGUUUUAUAUGGCAGUGCUUCAGUAGACUUCUGGAAGACAACCAAGCAAGUCUAGAUUUGUUUAUGGACCUGUGGAGAGUCUCUGGAUAUAAAACAAAGGGGAUCUAGAGUGAACGAAGCUCAGUGGUACAGUGCUGGCCGCAGAUCUUGGGUUCAACCCCUGUCCCCAGGAAAAAGUGGGAGAAGGUUAUUUACUGAUGGAGAAAGUUGGAAAGAAGGUCUAUCUCUGAGAAACUCAACUUUGGGUUCUGCCUUUCAUAUACCGGGCCAUAGGUUCGAAGCAUCUUCCUGACAGUAAUAUACGUUUUUUACACUUUGACUCCCACCCAGACCUCCUUAUUCCUGUGAAUAUGCCGGCAGACACUGUGUUUGAUAAAGAAGCACUCUUUGGAGAACUAAGUAUUGAAAAUUGGAUUAUGCCUGCAGUUUACGCUGGCCAUUUCUCUCACGUAAUAUGGCUUCAUCCCACAUGGGCCCAGCAAAUCAGAGAGGGCAAACACCACUUCUUAGUAGGCAAAGACAUUUCCACCACAACCAUCAGGGUUACAAGUACAGAUUAUUACUUCCUAAGUGACGGUCUGUUUGUACCUGAAGAUCAGCUAGAGAACCAAAAGCCCUUACAGUUAGAUGUGAUUAUGGUAGAACCUUACAAACUCUGUAGCAAUCAAGAUGACGGUGACUCUGUGUCUUCUACAAAGAAGCCCAGGCUGGCACUGGGAGGUGGAGAGAGCACUGUCGCUGCUGAUGGAGACUCUUGCUCAGAAGGACAUCGAGGGGAUGCAGUGACACCAAGAAGUGACUCAUGCUCUGGAAGUCAGCAGAGCCAGGGCACAGCCAGCACAGGGGAGAUUCUGGGCAUGUUGAAGACUGGAGAUGCGUUUGUUCUGGAUAUUGACUUGGAUUUUUUUUCUGUCAAAAACCCCUUCAAAGAAAUGUUCACUCAGGAUGAGUACAAAAUUCUACAGGAGCUUUACCAAUUUAAAAAGCCUGACAGUAACCUUACUGAGGAAGAUUUGGUAGAUGUUGUUGAUGCUCGAACUCAUCAGUUAGAAGAUUUAGAAGCAAUUUUUGCUGAUUUGUGUGACGGUGAUAGUGAAGAAACUGUACGGAAAUGGGCUUCGAACCCUGGAAUGGAAUCACUCGUCCCACUUGUACAGAGCCUGACAAGUCGGAUGGAAGUACCAGACUAUGAAAUGGUUCACCAGGCUGGGCUAACCUGCGAUUAUUCAGAACUUCCGCAUCAUAUCAGCACAGAAGAAGAAAUCGAGUAUCUUAUUCAGUCUGUGUAUUCUUUAUUGAAAAGUCUACCAAAGCCUACUCUUGUGACAAUUGCAAGGUCGAGUCUGGAUGACUACUGUCCUCCAGAGCAAGUCGACAUCAUUCAGGGAAAGGUCCUCGAUGUGCUGGGCUCGCUCUACGGGACCCUGGAAACUCACCUGGUGUACUCAGAAGAGUCCCCUCCAUGUUGACAGAGUGCUGGGCUGCUGUGCGUUCUGGCACAGUGACAGGACUAUUGUUUGUGAGCUUUCAGAGUGCACUUUUUAGUGAACUUUCAGUCGGAAUCAGUCAGACAUUUUGAAUCUCCAAGCACAUAUCAGUGAACAACAGUACAGCAUCGGGGUAUCGGCAGGGGUUCUUGUUUGCACCAAAUCUGUUACCCCGGUUGAUGGAGACGGUCGGCUGUCUUCCUUGCUGCCCAUCGCUGCCCUGAUUCUGUAAGGUUUUUUUCUCUUUCCCCAACAGGACUUUGGGUCAUAUAAUUUAUUUAUUUAUUCAUCAGCUGCUGUUUAUCUAGCACUUUUGUGUGCCAGACACUAUUAGCGACAAGAUGCCCUGCCCUCCUAUGGAAGACACGAGAAGCAAACAAUGGCCUGCAAACAGUCUCAGGGAAAGAAGGGAGGGCCACAGCUGUGUCUGGCACAGCGUCAGUUCUCAGGGCAGCCAGCCUGACAGGAAAGUAACACUCGCAAAAGUCAUGUAAAAGGUCUUGCCAGUCCGUGACAAUGUUUGCAGCAAGUCUGUCAGUCUAAAGAUGUUGGGAUUGUGCCCACCCUUUUGCUAAAUGUUCUCCAGACUUGUUUUGGUUGAGUAAACCUAAUCAAACAAAAUUAUAGGUGGUGGUGGUGGUGGUGGUGGUGGUGGUGGUGGUGGUGGUGGUGGUGUUAUUGGUGGUGUUAUUGAUUGGUUGGUUUUAAUUUUCUGAGACAGGGUUUCUCUGUGUAGCCCUGACUGUCCUGGAACUCAAUCUGUAGAGUAAACUGAUCUUGAACUCAAAAAACCCAACUGCCUCUGCCUCCGAAGGACUGCACCACCACUACCCAGCUGCUUACAGUGUUUGAUAACUGGAAACGCCUUUUGGGAGUUUUUUCCUUGGUAGUCAUCUUGGGCCUCAGUUGGCAUUAAGCACUAAGUAUCAUUUUUAUGGCAAUCAGUCAAGCAUCUAGAAAGUUAAGAGCACUUGCUGUCCUUCCCAGUACCCACACGGCAGCUCACAACAUUGUAACUCCAACGUUCUCUUGUGACCUCCCAGCACCACACACACAUACGUGUACAUACCCACAUACAUACCCACACAUAAACAUAUAAAUAAUAUUUUUUAAAGAACCAAGGACAAUAAAUUUUCCUGAUGAGCCAACAUUUUAAGGAAAAAAAUAAGAAAAUUGCAUCUUUGUGACCUGACAUAAAUACCCAAGGAUAACUGCCAUCCAGCCUUCUCACGGUGUGACUGAGCACAGUGGGUCCUCCCUUAGCUGAAUUCUAAGAGUGAAGAAUAGUUUAUUGUUUGAAGCAGUGAGGAGAGCACUAGGGAUAUAUUUCAUAAUACAUGAAGAAAGGAGGGAAGACUAAUGCAAGUUUGUACUGUAAAGAAGAGUAUUUUCUGCUACAUGCAUUGGAGAUCACCCUUCAUAUAUUUAAUGAGCGGAGUUUAACCUUAGUGACCCACAAGAGUGACUGUAGACACCACUGUUUAACCCCGAGUUCCCACCCCUCCAGCCAUGAAUAGGACUGUCUUUAUCAUGGAAGUUAAUGCCUCAGUUUGCCUUUUUUCUGCACUUUGUUUCACUUUUGUUCAGUAAUUACUUUUUAAGUGCUUAAUUUCUUUAAAGGGUCAGAUGAUGUGCAAAGAAAAAUAAUAAAACAUCUACCACCCA
This is a messenger RNA of Rattus norvegicus (Norway rat), 3223 nucleotides long. Lineage: Eukaryota; Metazoa; Chordata; Mammalia; Rodentia; Muridae. The record is from RefSeq and is a predicted model, not a curated record.